AUGCUAUCGAAAAACUACCAAGGAAACCCUCUCAGAGGUGCGCCUCUUUGCAAGAGACAUUUCCAAGAACACGUCUUUGGCCAGACGUCAAAAUCAAACUCGCCAACUCGCGUCCAACCAAGACGACUUGCAAAAGACAAACAUCUCCUGACAAAAAGAGACACCAAGAAACGGUAUUCAGACGAGGAGCUGUUCAGUUCAAUCACGAAACGCAGAAAGACCGACAGCCCAGUCUCACAGAACAGGAAAUGGAACUCAUUUACCAGUUCACUCGAACGGCAGGUGAGUCAGAUCGCCCUACAGGCUUCAGAGAAGGGUCCUCACAACUGUUCCCUUGGCCCAGUGCCAUUGGAAUGCCAUAUGUGCGUGUCACAUUUUGCCGAGUUUAUGGUUGAAAGGCUUGCCAUCGUGAAGCCUGUAGCGCCAGUUGCUAAUAUGGCCACUGUUGGAAAGGUCUUGAAACUCAACUCUAGGAUGGAUUUCGGAGAGGGAGAAAUGAUCACAUUUCAAUGGGAGGGCUUGUCGGUGAUCUUCUUCCAGGACUUGACGAAGACUCGAUUUGCAGACCAUGGUGGAAACUUUAGAGUAAGAAACGUGGCUAAGAAUUUAAGCACAAUCGAAUCAACGCAACUUCAAUACUCUGCAUGA
Fusarium poae is the source of this 648-nucleotide messenger RNA. RefSeq lists its product as uncharacterized. The transcript has 2 exons. NCBI's taxonomy places the organism in Eukaryota, Fungi, Ascomycota, Sordariomycetes, Hypocreales, Nectriaceae. The record is from RefSeq and is a predicted model, not a curated record. Bases 1 to 648 code for a protein of 215 amino acids.